AUGGCGUCCCAGCCCGACUUUGUCUCCGCAAUGACCAACCGGUCGCUCCGCACCGUCCGUCUGGAGCUGGAGUUCCUCGCCGACGCGUCUGUCAUCUCCCCUCAGCAGCUAUCCUCCAUUCUGUCCCAACUUCCCCGAGAGAACGAACGUCAGACGUCGGUGCCUCGUGAAUCAACGCCGGUGCAACAGCCCCCUCCCCCAGUCGUGGCCCCCGUACAGCCUCCUCCGGCUCCCUACUCACCUCCCACCAACCAAUUUGCCAACACCUCCUUGAAUGAGAAAGCCACCUAUCAACCGCCCCCGACGCCGCACCAGUAUCCCAGCCCUCCCCCUCCUGCGUAUCCUCAAGCCCCACCUGUGUUGUCUAUCGCUUCCGCGCUCUACGCCUAUACUCCUACGGACCCCGGCGACUUGGCUCUUCAGCCCCAUGAUCGGGUUCAGGUGCUGGAACACAUGAACGCUGACUGGUGGCGUGGCCGUAAUGAGCGGACCAACCUUGAGGGUAUCUUCCCUCGGAGCUAUGUGAAUGUGAUUGAUGAGAAGUCGGUCGUUGCUCACCCUCCCCCGUCGAGCUACGGAAACAUGCCCUUGGAGGUCAGCCAGAGUGGCUCUUCCGUCAACCCUGAGGACAAGAAGAACGGCAAGUUUGAAGAGCACGGCAAGAAGAUCGGAAAGAAAUUUGGAAAUGCUGCGAUCUUCGGUGCCGGUGCUACCGUUGGUUCCAACAUUGUAAACAGCAUUUUCUAA
Aspergillus terreus NIH2624 is the source of this 747-nucleotide messenger RNA. Its product is annotated as SH3 domain-containing protein. The coding region runs from base 1 to 747 and encodes 248 amino acids. Gene Ontology annotation, molecular function: protein binding. NCBI's taxonomy places the organism in Eukaryota, Fungi, Ascomycota, Eurotiomycetes, Eurotiales, Aspergillaceae. The transcript is spliced from 4 exons. The record is from RefSeq and is a predicted model, not a curated record. Gene Ontology annotation, cellular component: ESCRT-0 complex. Gene Ontology annotation, biological process: protein transport to vacuole involved in ubiquitin-dependent protein catabolic process via the multivesicular body sorting pathway.